CUUCCUCAAAAGCCAUCAGAAAAUGAUUGAAAGGCGCUAAAUACCAACAACACAAUUAACUGUAUUUUUAUUUAACAUUUACAAGCUAUUAAUGCACCUGAUGUCAUUUAGUCGACUUAUAAAUCUAAAUUAUAGUCGUAAAUGUCAAUGAAGCGUUCCUACAUUUGUAUUUGUAUUUUAUUUAUUUAUUUUUGCUUUACGCCGUGUACAAUAUUAGGCUACUAUUUUAGUAUUCGGUAUACAGUAGCAGCAGACAAACUGUAUUUUUUGCGCCCGUCGGUCCAAACAAAAGUAAGAAAGUUAUUAUUUUCUUCUCAAAGGGCCCUGUCACAAGACUUUUAGUGACGACUACGUUCAAACUGUAAUGUCAUGCUCCCUUCAGAGUGCUCACAUCAAGGGCUCUGCCCUUCGUAGUGAGUAGGGCAUAGUGAUGAUCACUUUCGGUUGGAAUUCGCCCUUUUAAAUCAAAUUAUUGAUCAGUAUAUAGCUGCCAGUUGAAGGAAAAUGUAAGGGGCCGUUCACACCGAAUCCGUUUUUUCGCUGUUUUUCAAUUAAACAUACGUAAACAUACGCUAGACGGACGUUUCGCUAUUUUUUCAGCGUCUCGCGCAGAAGCGCCGCGUGUCACGUUAAAAAUAACUUUAAAAACGCGUCUCGAGACACCUGCGUUCUGUCUAUUUAUUUAUUUAUUUUGCAACGUAUGACGUGUUUAGUCUGAACGGCCCCUGACAAAUUCUCCACCAGAGGUCAGGCAAACAUAAUAAGCGGUCAUAACCCAAUUUAAUGCGUUUUAAAGUAUUUGUUAAUAUGCAUUAGAAAAUAGACCUAAUAUCACGGAAAGGUUUGGUGUUUGACCCUUUCUUGGUGUUUUUAUUAUUAUUAUUAUUAUUAUUAUUAUUAUUAUUAUUAUUAUUAUUAUUAUUUAAAGGAACUGAAAUAUUAAUAAUAACACCCAUUCUCUGCUAGUCCAAUUUGCUUAAUUAUUUAAUCAUUAAUGUAAAAUGAUGAACGGCUGGUAGGCUAUCUUCCAUAACUGUUUGUAAAGAGUAAGUUGGACUUUCCUCACUAUGAGAUCCGGGGAUGCAGCUGUACUAGCGCCUUUGAGCAGAUUCUUCACCGUCUCUACGACAACCAGCAACCUGACGCAACUUAAGCCCCUCCUCCAUUCAAGCCUCUCAUCUCAUUCAAGAGUAAAAGCAGUGUUGAUUCUGCCCUCCAGCAGAAGAGUACAAUCAGUGCCUGAUAAACUGCUAUGAAGAGUCUUUUAUAUACUUUUUCACUUGUGAAAAGUGAUUAAAAGUAACAAUUUGCCUCGAUUGCAAGAAAGGAUAUGGUCAUAGAGGCAAGCUGUGGAAGUGCUGUUCUUGGAUGGCUAAGCUACAGGGAUGAUACUGCUAAAAAAAAUGGAAUGCCAUUAUCUGCUUCAUUGAUUUAAUUUAUAGCCCCACAAACGUGCAUCAGCAAGCAGAUCCAAAGGUUCACAGCAUCUUUAUUGAUCAAAAAAGCAAUAAGAUCAUAUGAACACUUAAAUUGAUUUUCACAGUUUAUUUCUGGCUACACUAUCCACUUCCUCGAAAGGCCAUGGAUGCGAAUUCAAUACCACAGGUUAAUAUAGAGGACUAUGAUGGCCUUGAGGUUGCCCCAGAUGAUCACCUGAGAACCUUGAAAGCACUGACUGAGAAGUUAAGACUUGAAACCAGAAGGCCAUCGUAUCUUGAGUGGAUGGCACGAGUAGAAGUUCAAAGCUCAAAAGGCAUAGUGGUUUCAGAGGGGUCAUCAGAGCAGGAGAAAGGUGCCAAGCUGAAGUCCAGUGGAACACCUCAGAAGAACAUCCAGAAUUCUGAAGUGACAGCAGGAAACAAAUCGACAUCUACAAGCCUGGGACAAUUUGGAAAUAUUGAAGAGGCUCUUGUUUGGCUUAGAAAAGAACUGAAGGAGAUGCGCCUUCAGGACCAGCAGUUGGCCCGCCAGCUCAUGCGACUACGUGGUGACAUCAACAAACUCAAAGUCGAGCAGACAUGUCACCUGCAUCGCCGAAUGCUCAACGAUGCCACAUUUGGCCUGGAGGAGCGCGACGAGCUGUCAGAUCUUAUGUGUGAUGGACCUGUCACUCCGGGAUUUGGCCUUUCUUCACCACUGCGUCUCAUUGGUGUCACAAAGAUGAACAUCAACUCCAGACGGUUCUCCCUUUGCUAGUGGAGACAAAUGUGAGGUUGUAACAAUGCUAUAAAUAUUUAAAAAGCAAAGAGCAAGAUGAAGGCAAAUUACUGACUGAUCCAACUGCAAAAAGAGAAAAUGUGACGGAAAAGCGACUACUCCGGUAGAAGAAAGGUUUGAGUAAAUAAUCUUUGACUGAAAAGUAAAGUGUUCUGGAACUCAAGAGAAGAUGACCUGCCACAGAAAAUCCUGUGCCUCAUUCUCCAUGUACUUGUGCUGGUGAAACCACUUGGAUUGAUCAAAUAAUCAAUAGCCAAUUACUUUUAAUAAAUAUUUCACCCAUUAGCCGCUCUAUACCUUAGAUACAAUCCUUGUCAUGAGCCUGUUUAUUUCUUACAACAAACAGCCUUAAAGGGAUAGUUCACCCAAAAAUGAAAGUUCUCUCAUCAUCUACGCACCCUCAUGCCAUCCAAGAUGUGUAUGACUUUCUUUCUACUGCAGGACACAAAUGAAGAUUUUUAGAAGAAUAUCUCAGCUCUGUAGGUCCAUGCAAUGCAAGUGAAUGGUGAUCAGGCCUUUGAAGCUUCAAAAAGUAGAUAAAGUUAGCAUAAAAGCAAUCCAAAUUACUCUAGUGGUUUAAUCCAUAUCUUCUGAAGCAAUCCAUUUGGUUUUGUAAAAUAUAACUCUGAACUUACUGAACAUCUUGCAAUUGCAGUCUGUAGGCACGAUCAUGAUUUCAAGCUCGAUUACACUUCCUAUAGCACCAUCUAGCGCUCUGCACGUGCGUCAAGCACUAGGAAGUGUAAUCGAGAUUGAAAUCAUGAACGUUCCUAGAGAUUGCAGUGGCAAGAUGUACAGUGAAAAGGGAGUUAUAUUUUGGUCUGUUCUCACCCAAAACCAACUGGAUCGCUUCAGAAGUCUUUUUCAUUUUUGGGUGAACUAGCCUCUUUAAGAAUAAACCAAUUGAUUUGGGUAGAUUUUUGCCCAUUACCCCAAUUUUGCAUCGCAUGUAACCAGCUUUACCAGCAUUCUUACCAUCUUAUUCAGUGUGUGCAUGUAUUUUGCGCAUACGUGCCUCUUCUUAGUUUGACAUCAAAGGCAGAGAAUGACUUGAUUACUUCAAAUCUCAUGUAUCAUGUUUUUCUUGCUUUGUCUGAUUUUUUAAAUAAGCUGAUAUUUGGGAGUUAUCAGUGUAUUGGUGUGCAUGUAAAUGGGCUCAUAGAUUGAAUGAUUCAUUCAUAACAUAAAAUAUGCUUAUUUGUCACCACCUACUGGAGUAAAUAUGCAAUCACUAGAAAUGGUCACUGAACGAAUCAGUGAAUGAAAUCUAAAUAAAUGAUUAUUUAGAUUUAAACGAUUAAUAAAAAUCCCCACCACUAUUUGGAAAGCCACAAACAUGGAGAAGCAAAGUGAUACAAAUAGUGAAGCGUCCCAGUGCUGUUGGACUGUAUAUCAGCCCUCUUGGAAUGCCACUCGCCCAAUCAGAUUCGAGGACCGGAACUACAGUGGAAUAAGCGAUUCCUGUGGCCUGCACCAUGAAGCCGGUUUCGGUGGUUAGCCAGGUUUCGUUCUGGAUUACAGAUCGCUAACAGAUACUGAACCAAUCAGCUACAUCUUAGUUGGAGGCACAGUGGUGCUCUACAAGCAAUCCAAAAGACGCACGUGAGGGAAGCGAGCUGGCGUGUUUGUGAAGCUUCGUCAACGCGGCUUUAGGACUCCGCUGCCGAGUAUUCAUCUGGAGAAUGUCUGCUCCCUCACAACAAAACGGAUGAACUUCUUCUCACUCAAACAAAUAAGGACUUCCCUAACUCCGCUGCUCUGUGUUUCACAGAAACCUGGCUGAAUGAAGCCAUCCCGGACAACGCGUUACAUCUGCCGGGCUUUCAGCUGUUCAGAGCGAAUCAUGGAGUAAUCGGGGAAAACUAGAGCAGUUGGAACAUGCUUUAACAUCAACGAAAGUUGGUGUACAAAUGUAACAACAUUGAAGAAGAUGUGCUGUCCUAAUUUAGAAGUGCUCUUCAUAAACUGUAAGCCUUUCUACUCGCCGCAGGAGUUUUUCUCAUUUAUUCUGGUGAGUGUCUAUAUCCCGCCACAAGUGUGCAGCGUUUCAACAGCUGGCUGAUCACAUCACAGACACGGAGCAACACCCAGACUCUCUUAUCAUUAUUCUGGGAGAUUUUAAUAAAGCUAACCUCACCCAUUAACUGCCAGAAUACAAACAACACAUCACAUGCCCCAACAGAGACAGAAAUAUAUUGGACUACUGCUACACCACUGUAAAGGAUGCAUAUCGCUCUUUCCCAUGUGCAGCUUUAGGACUCUCUGAUCACUGUCUGGUUCAUCUUCUCCCGACCUACAAGCAGAAACUAAAAUCUACUAAGCCUGUAGUAAGGACUAUUAAGAGAUGGACCAAUGAAGCAGAGCUGGAACUACAAGCCAGCUUUGACUGCACUGAUUGGAGUGUUUUUGAGGUUAUAGCCACAGGACUAAAUGACUAAAUAAAAUACUAUUGUGUGUGAAAAUCCUAGGAAAUCAGCAGUUACAGAAAUACUCAAACCAGCCCAUCUGGCACCAACAAUCAUUUAUACGAUUAUCUAAUCAGUGGGGCAGCAGUGCAUAAAAUCAUGCAGAUACGGGUCAGGAGCUUCAGUUAAUGUUCAAAUCAACCACCACAGUGAUUUGGAGCGUGGCAUGAUUGUUGGUGCCAGACAGGCUGGUUUGAGUAUUUCUGUAACUGCUGAUUUCCUGGGAUUGAGUAAUGUGGAAUGUAUUAUAUUAUAUUUCUUCCCAGUCUUGCUGACUAAUUUUUAUUUUUAAUUCAUCCUCACACCUACAUAUAAUUUUAUUCAGAGUGUCCUGUAUGUCUCUUUCAAGUGCACUCUUUAAAAUUCCUAACAUUUUUAUUAGAUUAGUUGUAUUGUAUGUAUCAAUUAUAUAAUUUAUUAAUGGAUGCAUUUCCUUUUUUAUUUCUUUUACUUUAACUUAUGUUAAUAUCAUCUUACCUGUAAAUAAUUAAAUGUGAAUUUGGAAGCUCAUACUUUUUUGCUAAGUUUGAAAAGGUAUCCAUUCCUUUAUCAGUGAACAGUUGGUGAUAUGUUUUCAGACCUCAAUCUGCCCAAAACUUCAAUGUUUUAUCUAAUGUAUUUGGCAUGAAAUCAGGAUCUUUAGCAAUUUCUUGUAAAUGAACUAUAUCUUUCUAAAUUGUAAUAUUUUCUUUUUUUCCUAACCAAAUUCUAAAAGUAUUAUUAAUACAAAUAUUAUCUAUUAAUUUAAAUUUGUUGCUUUAACAGGGAUAUACUAAUAGUUUCCCCCAUUUGAUAAAUUUCCAUCUUCCUCCAUUUCACUUUAGAUUCUUCGUUCAUCCAAAUCAAUAUAGGUUGAAUUUGGGCAGCUUUAUAAUAAUUUAUUAAAUUUGGGAGUUCUAGUCCUCCAAGCCUUUUUGACAACUUAAGAAUUUAAGUUUCCUAUUAUCCCAUAUAUAUUUACAAAGUAGCUUAUUCCAUUGUCUAAAACACGUUUUAAUAUACUAACUGGUAGAUUUUGAAAAAGGAAAAUAAACUUGGGGAGAAUAUUCGUCUUUAUACUCUAUUUGUUUUGUAAUCAAUAGUAGCCUCUAUUUAUCUGUAAUAGUUUUGAAUGAUAUAUAGUGUUACAUUCAAAUAAAUAUAAAAUCUUUUAUAUUUUAAAUAAAUUUAAGCUUUUAAAAUUAAUAAGCCUGCGUGUUCUUGUUGUGGGCCUAAAUGAAUUCACUUAAGCUGUUUUAUAUUUUUUUAUUACAUUAAGAAUUUGAGCUCUCGUAGCAGCCAUUGUUUCUUCUUGUUGUGUAAAUAUCUUUAAAUGCUUCAUCAUUUUACAGUUAUCCCUUGUACUGUGUAAAUCAUGUGUUUUAAGUCUUCAUGAUUUCAUGCUGAACUCUUGAGCAGUGUAAAUGCAUUUGUUCAAUAUAUAUAUUUAAAAUAAUGUCUUGUGCAUUGUUUAAAUGAAUUUAUUAUUUAUUUAUUACUUAUUUUCAAAAAUUCUUAAAUUCAUGCACGCGCAAUAAUGUUGUGUGGAUCGGUCUGAUCCACUUUGUUUAUUUUCCCAUUUACAGAGCCAGGGCUGUGUACAAACACCAGAUUUUUUUUUCAGUGCAAACAGAACGGGCCGUGAAGAGAUAUUAGUGGAAUUUGACAAAAAGUGUAUUGGAUUAAAAUGACUUACUCCACCUUUAAUGUAAGAACUUUGACUCAUUAAUGGAUAUUAUUUAAUAAAAGUAAAUGUUUGUCACUGACUGUAAACCUCCUGCCCUGGGCGCUGACAUGUUUGCGUGAUGUAACACACACAUACCGAGUACUCGAGUAGACAAAAUGACCAAAAUGCCUAUCCCUAGUAUAAAGUUGGUCAGCAUAGAGCUUCUGUAUACUUCACACGAAAACCAGGUAUAUUUAAGAUAAAUUUAACAACUGAACAUG
Messenger RNA from Myxocyprinus asiaticus (Chinese sucker), 6608 nucleotides. Its product is annotated as protein FAM167A-like. The transcript is spliced from 6 exons. Lineage: Eukaryota; Metazoa; Chordata; Actinopteri; Cypriniformes; Catostomidae. Bases 1582 to 2196 code for a protein of 204 amino acids. The record is from RefSeq and is a predicted model, not a curated record.